AUGGCAGCUGUUGCUGAUUCGAUUGAAGCCGCGGAAAAGGAGAUCUUCAUCACAGACUGGCAACUUAAUCCACACAUCUUCAUGAAAAGGCCUGACUUGGGAGUCGAUAGUUUACUUUGGCGUCUGGAUAAAAUGUUGCUGAGAAAAGCUGAGCAAGGUGUUCGCACGUACAUAUUACUCUACUGGGAAUCGAAAAUCGCGGGUAUGGACCUUGGUAGUGAAUAUGCACAAACUGCUCUGCGUCAUGAUAACAUCGAGGUUCUUCGUCAUCCAGAUAUGAGUACCCUCUUGCUUAAUCCUUCCACCAUGUUCCGGUGGAGUCACCAUGAGAAAGUGGUGGUUGUUGAUCGAAGUGUAGCGUUCGUUGGGGGCAUUGAUCUUUGCUUUGGCCGAUGGGAUACUCACAGCCACCUGUUAACAGAUCCCUUUCCACCUCAUCGCUGUGUGUUGGAGAGUGAUGAGUAUGCUAGAAUUCCUCAGGAAUCUACAGUGCAAUAUUCACGCUGGAUAGGUAAGGACUAUGGUAACACCUUCCUUCAUGGUGCAAGAACUAACCUGGAUAAGCCGAUGAAGGAUGAUGUUGAUAGACGUAAAGAUCCUCGCAUGCUAUGGCAUGAUGUGGCUUGCUCAGUUUCUGGACCUCCUGCUCUUGAUGUUGCCACACACUUUAUUGAGAGAUACAAACAUCUCAAGCCACGUUACGGCUUUCAAGAUAUUCAACUGAAUACUGAACUUCAUCAGAUUUCAGAUCCAAGUGGUAGGAAUCUCACGAUACAAGUUCUCCGUUCAGUGGGCGAAUGGUCAGCCGGUCAGCCAAAGGAAACCUCUAUCUACAAUGCUUAUCUACACGCGAUUGAGAAUGCAGAGCAUUUUAUUUACAUCGAAAAUCAAUUUUUCAUCUCAUCUCACGGGAAUGUGUACAAUAAGGUAAUGUCAACGUUGGCUGACAGAAUUUAUCGUGCUCAUCAAGAAAGUCAGGAUUUCCGCGCAAUGGUCAUCAUACCAUUAAAGCCAGAGUUUCCAGAGAAAUGGGACACAGACGUUAAUUUAAGAUUUGUGAGCAACAAGACUUAUGCCACCAUCUACCGUGGGAAAAGAGUGUUUGAUGAACAGGCUGAAAGAAAAGGGAAUUCCAUCAGAAGCAAUACCUAA
Messenger RNA from Porites lobata, 1152 nucleotides. The record is from the annotation of a GenBank genome assembly. NCBI's taxonomy places the organism in Eukaryota, Metazoa, Cnidaria, Anthozoa, Scleractinia, Poritidae.